This is a messenger RNA of Plasmodium fragile, 963 nucleotides long. RefSeq lists its product as uncharacterized. The coding region runs from base 1 to 963 and encodes 320 amino acids. The record is from RefSeq and is a predicted model, not a curated record. Lineage: Eukaryota; Apicomplexa; Aconoidasida; Haemosporida; Plasmodiidae. The transcript is spliced from 2 exons.
AUGGCAGAAAAAUUAGGGGAUCUCUUAGCAGAUUAUGCACGCAGGAGGCACAUGUGGGGACCGGAUGGAACAUAUGAGAAAGGAAUAUGGGAAGAUAUCGAAGGGAUAUUCAGCGAGCUAGAGGAGGCAUUGGUAAAGAGGGAUGCAGUAAUGGAUGGACUAUGUAAAAUAAUGGCUGAGGAGGAGGAAACGAAGGUACAGAAGAUGAUGGUAGAGCGUAUAUGCAAGCACAUUAUAAGAAUAAUUUUUUUUGCAGAAAGAAUAAGUUUCCGGGAAGGACAAAUGGAAGUAAAGAAAGAUUCUGGGCAGGACGGCGCUCUGUGGGACUAUUUAAGAUGUAUGGUGGGAAAUGUUGCUGCAAUAAGAUUGUACAGCGGCAGCUGCAAAACAAAAGAGACUGUACGAAAGAUAAUUCAUAAAGUGCGCAUCUGGGGUGAGGAGCAGGGCAAUAUAGGGAAAGAGCAAGAAUGUGCUAGGCUCGAUUAUGAUACAUUAAAAAUAAGCUCAAAAUUUUUUGGAAAAACCAUGGGAGGUUGGAUACGUGCAUGGGGAAGACAGCAUGGAGGAAAUAUAAGUGGACGCGGAGUGGACAGUUCCUGUGAUAUAGGAAGUCACAGUAAUAAAAGCAAGGAUAGGGAGCAAGAGGGUAGCGAGGAGCCCAUAGUUAAAAUGUUUAAGGAUAAUACUGCUGAUGAUGUAAGGGACAUGAUUCGUAGGGGUGACAAGAUUGAACAAGAGAAACGGAAAAAGAUAAUGAAAGAACUUAAGGAAAAAGGGACCGGGGGUGAUGAAUGGAACACACUGAUGGAAACGAUAGGGGCGACCGCCCCCAAACCCGCCCCAGCCAAACCAGAGAAUACGACAAAAACAGUAGAUGCAGGACGGCAAGACGAAAACAAGAAGAAGGAUGAGGGAAAACAGGACAAAAAGGUAAGAAAACAGAUAGUAAAAAUACCCAUAUAG